UUGAUAUCAAUAUUAGAAGAAUUAUCGUGGCAAGUAGUUGAAGCACCUGCAAAUGAGCACGGUAAGCCGGUCGUAUUGGAAGGUAGUGAUGUGUUAUUUACGGGAAAAGAAAUUUUUGUUGGACUGCGAAAGAAUGGUACGAAUAUGGAGGGUGCUAUUGUUACCGUAAUCCCAAUACCAUUACCAGGAAGUAAACCACUGAAGCAUUACAUGUCGGUGGUUUCAAACGAUGUUCUUGCUGUUGGAAAUUCGAAAGAGGCAAAAAUUGUUUUACAGCGUAUCGAGCGUGAAGCAACAUUCCGCUACAAGAGACUGACAGUGGAAUACGAUGAAGCAGUGAGUUGUAUCAACGUCAACGAUCAUAUCAUUUACCGAGAUGAUACUCCUGAUACGAAGUAUCAAAUUCUACGAGAGCCAUUACAAGUUUGGGGUGUUACUGUGAAUGAACUGAUCAAACUUGGUGAUCCGUUGAAUCGAUUUUGUUUACUUAUUAAGAAGAUAAAAGGUGUCAAAUCGAUAUGGUAA
This is a messenger RNA of Anisakis simplex (herring worm), 525 nucleotides long. The record is from the annotation of a GenBank genome assembly. Lineage: Eukaryota; Metazoa; Nematoda; Chromadorea; Rhabditida; Anisakidae.